Molecule: messenger RNA, 2256 nt
Organism: Pteropus alecto (black flying fox)
Lineage: Eukaryota; Metazoa; Chordata; Mammalia; Chiroptera; Pteropodidae
Product: cytochrome c-type heme lyase
Exons: 7
Coding region: 265-1083 (272 amino acids)
Biological process (GO): cytochrome c-heme linkage
Cellular component (GO): mitochondrion
Molecular function (GO): holocytochrome-c synthase activity
Source: RefSeq, a predicted model, not a curated record
GCCUUCGGAAAAGGAAGUAGCAGCACAUGAGAGCGCCAGCGGUGACCCGGGCGACAGCGGUGACCCAACUAGAGGGCGGCGACGGCGGCGGCAGCGGCAGCAGCAGCGGUAGCAGCAGCAGCGGCAGCAGCGCUGGUUAAUUGCCGCUCCAGGCCAGAGUUGGCACUUAGAGGCGGGGCCAGCCGCCCAGAGCAGCCCUGAUCAGGAGUCAGGUGCCGAGGGACGGGCUGGAAUUGUUUGGACUCAAACACUGCGGUUUCUACCAUGGGUUUGUCUGCAUCUACCCCUGCUGUUGCAGUUCAGACCUCAAAUGCAUCAGAUCAUCAGACAACAUCCCGGCCUUCAGGAUGUCCAAUGCAUGAAGGGAAAAUGAAAGGCUGUCCAGUGAGUACAAAGCCGUCUGACUCAGCAUGUGAGAGCAAGACCAAUUCCACUCCUGCCCACCAAGAACGCGCGUAUGAGUAUGUGGAGUGUCCCGUCACGGGCUCUGUGGCCAAGAAUAAGGAGAACUUAGAUCCUGCGAAUCUGAUGCCACCAGCUAAUCAGACACCAGCCCCCGAUCAACCGUUUGCACUAUCCACUGUGAGAGAAGAGUCAUCCAUUCCGAGAGCAGAUUCAGAAAAGAAGUGGGUUUAUCCUUCCGAACAGAUGUUCUGGAAUGCGAUGCUAAGGAAAGGGUGGAAGUGGAAGGACGACGAUAUCAGUCAGAGGGACAUGUAUAAUAUCAUUAGAAUUCACAAUCAGAAUAACGAGCAGGCGUGGAAGGAGAUUUUGAAGUGGGAAGCCCUUCAUGCUGCGGAAUGUCCUUGUGGCCCGUCGUUGAUUCGGUUCGGAGGUAAAGCGAAAGAGUAUUCACCACGGGCGAGGAUCCGGUCCUGGAUGGGGUACGAGUUGCCUUUCGACAGGCACGAUUGGAUCAUCAACCGCUGUGGGACGGAAGUCAGAUACGUCAUUGACUACUACGACGGCGGCGAAGUCAGCCGGGACUACCAGUUCACCAUCCUGGACGUCCGACCCGCUUUGGACUCGCUUUCGGCGGUGUGGGACAGGAUGAAGGUCGCCUGGUGGCGCUGGACCUCAUAACCACUGUCUUGUUAGAGAUGGGCAAAUAUAACCUUUUUUUUUUUUUUUUCUGAACAAUAUAUUAAACUAUUUUCCCCAAACUGAAUUGCAGUCAUCAUGUACUGGGAGUGCAAGUGGAUAAUGACACCUUACACUUCACUUAGUGAAGGACAGCAUGCACCUGCUCUUUGGAGUUUCAUUUUCACCCUGCAGUUCAUAGCAGAUCAUGUUAAAUUUAAUUCCCACUUCCCUUCAGUGGGAAGCAGUCCCUUAGUUUUCACUUUAUCUGUGGUAUUGCCUGUGUAUUUAAUCUAGAAAAGUCUGAACGACCUCUGAAAAAGAACUUAAAAUAUGAGGAGAGCUACUUUUUUUCUUACUGUUUUCUCUUGAAUACGCAACAUGUGGAUCCGAAAGCCUCUGCGAUGCUCAGGAGCUUUUACCUGGUCAAAUAUUUUAAUGGAAGCUAUUCAGUUAUGCUUUUUAAAGAGUUGCCAGCAUGUCUAAAGCCCCUAUGACCUAGCAGUGAAUCCUGAGAAGAAACAUAAAAGAUUUACACUAGAAAUGUACUCAGCAAAACUAAGAUGUUUCUUGGCUCUCCAAAUUCUCAUAUGAAGUUUUCAGACUGGAUCUUGUUAGAGAAUAGUUUGAACGCCCCCAUGGUUUGAUGGUGCACGUGCAUUAGAAUAUUAAAAUAUUCUAAUAGUCUUUUUAAUAUUAAGAUAUUAAAAUAGUCUUUUAAAUAUUUGCAUUUCAAGUUUGUGGUUCUGAUAUAUAACUCUGCUCCCAACAAACAGGUCUCAUUGUCCCUGGCAUUUGACAAGUUCUCCUACCUUUGCGUUCCAUCCUUCUGCCUGAAGCCUUCCCUGCAGUUGGCCUCAUCUAAACCUUGAAGGUCAGGCACAAGUCGCAGUGCUAGCUCGGGUCCCUUUCCAAAACAUGGUUAGAUUUUGUUGAGUGUUAGAAUUCACCAGGAGAGUAUUUUUCCCAGAUGUAGAAUGUUUGCAUCAACUCACUGUCUCAGUUCAGACUUUUUUUGAGGGAGCUCUAAGUUUGCCAUUGAAAUGCUUGGUACUAGUAAUCCAUAACAUUGUUCUACUUCGAGCAGCGUGUUACAAAUGACUUGGGUUUUUUAAAGUUGAUAAUAAUUCUUUUUAUUUACCCCAAAUACCAUUAAAUUCUUAGAUGGAAUUAGCA